AUGAGUAGCGCUUUUGAUACAAUCCGACGUGAAAAGCUUGUUGAUAUUGCAAAGAAAUUCCUCGACGAAGACGAAGUAAGAAUGAUUCAGUUGUUAUUGAGCAAUACAACUCUAGAUGUAAGAAUAAACAACGCCGAGACAGAGCCCUUCAGUAGCAAUAUGGGCUCACCACAAGGUGAUGCACUCAGCAGUGUACUGUUUAACAUUUAUUUUGAAGAAUCACUCCGAAAAGAAAGGAAUUUUAGACAUGAGAUUAACAGUAAAGAUGAUGAAGAAAGUGGUAACUGGUCUCCAACAUUUCUACCUCAGGAAGCUCUAUAUGCUGACGACGCUGAUUUCCUCACAACUAGUGAAGUGGAGAAGAAUAUCAUCACAAAAAAGAUUGGAGAAAUUCUGCUUAGAGAUAAUUUAAAAGUAAACAACAGCAAAACAGAGCAAACAGAAAUUUUUCGAGGAGACAGAAACACAGAGCGAUGGAGGACAGUUAAAAAGCUUGGCUCUGUUAGCUCUACUUGGGGACUGACAGAAAAAGAUACGAAAGGUCUAGAUGCUUUUCACAGACAGCAACUGAGACAGCUAAUAGGAAAAAAGUAUCCUAACAAGAUCUCCAAUCAGAACUUGUACAAAAGAUGCGAAGAAGAACCAAUUUCAAUUGACAUCCUCAAGGGUAGAUGGCUGCUGUUUGGUCACAUAUUACGUUUGUCCGACGAUACACCGGCUGUGAAGGCAAUGAGAUUUUACUUUGAGGGAUCGGAGAGGGGAUUCAGAGGCAGACCUAGAGAAACUCUCGUGACAACCUUUAAUAAAGCUAUCACCAGAGCAAGAGCAAUGGAAAGGUCUUUUCCACUACCAAACAUGAAGAACAAUGGUGAUUUUGAAAAGAUACAAUCCACAGCAAAGGACCGCAAAGAAUGGAGAAGAUUAUCAGAAAUAGUGUGCAGAGCUGCAGAAGCAGAAACAACAUGA
Messenger RNA from Rhopilema esculentum, 966 nucleotides. Lineage: Eukaryota; Metazoa; Cnidaria; Scyphozoa; Rhizostomeae; Rhizostomatidae. The record is from RefSeq and is a predicted model, not a curated record.